Tribolium castaneum (red flour beetle) is the source of this 1987-nucleotide messenger RNA. RefSeq names its product Transcription factor B1 (gene Tfb1). The record is from RefSeq and is a predicted model, not a curated record. Gene Ontology annotation, cellular component: transcription factor TFIIH holo complex; transcription factor TFIIH core complex. Bases 175 to 1818 code for a protein of 547 amino acids. The transcript has 5 exons. NCBI's taxonomy places the organism in Eukaryota, Metazoa, Arthropoda, Insecta, Coleoptera, Tenebrionidae. Gene Ontology annotation, biological process: nucleotide-excision repair; transcription by RNA polymerase II; transcription by RNA polymerase I.
UUGCGCCGGCUACCAUCACUCACGUCAUUCAUGUAUCCAUAUAGGUUAGAACCUCAAAGUGCUAAAAAUCGGGUUAUUAUUAACCCAGGAGUGUUUAAAGCCCGUUUCGUGUUUAUUAUGAAAGCAAAUAAACCCAGUUUAAAAUAAUUCGUAUCUGUGACUUUGUGUUUUAUCAUGACUACUUCGAGUGAAGACGUGCUCCUUCAAGUGCCCCAAGUUCGUUACAAAAAGGGCGAUGGGACCCUUUUUCUCAUGGACCAACGUUUAAUUUGGAUGGUUGAGAACCGCGACACAGUCGCGGUCUCGCAUCUAUACGCUGAUAUCAAAUCCCAGAAAAUAUCACCGGAAGGUAAAGUGAAGGUUCAGUUGCAAGUCGUGCUUCAUAAUGGAGUGUCCUCGACGUUUCAUUUUACGAACAGGAACGGGCUACAAGCCCAGUUGGCUGACCGUGAUAAGGUUAAGGAGAUGUUACAGACUUUACUGCCAAAAUUCAAACGAAAAGUCGAUAGGGAGUUAGAAGAGAAAAAUAAAUUGUUGUCGUCAAAUCCGGCGCUUUUGCAGCUUUACAAAGACUUGGUGAUGACUGAGGUGGUGUCGUCUGAGGAGUUUUGGGCCCAACAUGCGUCCCAAUACACGCAAAAGCAAAAGCAACAGCCGCAGGAUAUUGGUGUUUCUGGUGCCUUCUUAGCUGAUAUUAAGCCACAAACCGACGGUUGCAACGGCUUAAAAUACAACAUAACGCCCGACAUAAUCGAAUGUAUCUUUAAAACGUACCCCGCGGUUAAGAAAAAAUACGUGGAGAACGUUCCCGCCAAAUUGUCAGAAUCUCAAUUUUGGACGAAGUUUUUCCAAUCGCAUUAUUUCCACCGCGACCGGAAGUACGCCGAAAGCAAAGAUCUUUUCACCGAAUGUGGAAAAAUCGACGAUCAGGAAAUGAAAAAAGAUAUUCAAACCGGUGUUGAUGACCCUCUGGUCAACAUCACCGAAUUUGAGGAUAAGUCACUGGAUGAGGGCUAUGGUGUCGCAAGUGAAAAAACAAGCGUCACCUCCGGUACAGUUAGUCAAGCAAUGAUCAAACGCUUCAACCAGCAUUCAAUUAUGGUGUUAAAAGCCACGAAAAAAUCAAACAAAAGCGAGGAAACGCAAAACGCGCCUAAACAAAACGGAAACGUUAGCGAAGUAGAGAGACCUGACGAAGGUCACGUAGCGAAAAAACAACGAAUUCUGAGUAAAAUCACUUACGACGACUUAGAUUCAGCCAGUAGUAGCACUAACAGCGGUCCUAGUCUUAAUUUAUCGAAAGUAGAGCGAUAUUUACACGGCCCGAUGCCCGACUCUAGCAUAGAGCAGUUAAACCCUGGCGAAGCCUCCUCUGUGUUACGUGGGGUCCUGCAGGAGACGAAACAGUGGCAAAAUCGGCACCCGAGCAGCUCGCUAGUGACGCCCGCGGCGGCCGUGGGGGCCCUCGGAGAGCUGUCUCCCGGGGGGGCGCUCAUGCGUGGCUUCCAGGAGCAGUCGCUGGCACAACUGGUGCCGUCUGAUAUCGAAAAUGAAGUUAGGAAUUUGUACCUGGCCUUGUGCGAGUUGUUGAGUCAUUUCUGGAAGUGCUUUCCGCCAAGUACGCCGAAUUUGGAACAGAAAGCUGUGAAAAUGCACGAGGCGUUGCAUAGAUACCAUACUGCCAAAUUGAAACCAUUUGAGGAUAAAUUGAUCAGGGAGUUAUCACCGUUAUCACAUCAUUUGACCAAACAUCUUAAUCAGUUGCUGAAUGCCGCCUAUCAGAAAUUUAGUAAUUGGCAAAAGAUCAAGAAUCGGUAGUACAAAGUUUUUGGGACGGCUUCAGUAUUAUUUCUCGUGUCUCAUUAUUGUAAAUGGCAAUAAGUCAAAAAGACAAUUAUUUUUUAAAACCUUCUUAUUUAUAUUGUUAGAUUCUCAUUUUUAAGUCCUAUUUUCUUGUUACUGUAAUAAAUUGUACCAAAAGUCAGAA